AUUUGGAUUGCGCCGCGGUCCAAACUUCACUAUCUUCACCGCCUGUGCGGUGGCCGCAGCUGCAAUGGCGUAGUUGGAGUUUGAGGUGGGAAUGCUAGCUCCUUCGCCGGAGGUGCUGAGAAUAUGAGAGAGGGCUUCAUUGUCAUCUCGGCGGACGAUGAGAGGAGUGAAGUCAGUGUUCUCCCUUCUAUCUCCACCCCCAAAGGUCGAGAACGAAUCGACAGGUUCGGCAGGGGUGGUGAGAGGAGCCUCCGUGGUUUCCUUUCUACCUGUAUCUGUAUCUGUACCUGCGUCUGAAUCCCCGUCUACAAGGGCCGGCGACGCUUUGAAAAACUUAUCAUGUGCAUUGAGAGGCAUUAGGUGCUGAUUUGGACUGAACUCUCGCGAAUCAGGCUGGAAUUGAGGCGGGAGCUCUGGCUCUGGCUCUUGGUCAUCUGUCCGGUGACUCAUGGCUCGUGGGGUACGUGACAAAUCUCGGCCCGCGUUACUAUUUUGCCUUCCAAGCUUUGAUUCUGGCAUCUCUGCAUUGGCCUCGCCCAACUCGAAAAUGUGCUGUUCGGUCUGCGCUUGAACCUGCCUGCGUGCCUCCUUGGUCCGCUCCAACUCCAUCCGCACCUUGGCGAGUUUUUCCUCAUGCCUCGCAAUUAGCAAUUGGAUAUGGUGGCCCUUGGCCGGACCAUGGUCUAUUGGCCUGACCAAGACAGGCUCUUUGAGCGCCAACUUCUCGCGGAGAGGGGCACCUUUCGUAAAGUCCGCAUUCUCCUGCCUGAGUUGCUUCAAUUCUUCGUCCUUUCUUCCGAGCUUAGUCUCCAUAUCGUGCAGAUCAUCUCUAAGACGGAUCACCUCUUCUUGCAGAUAUUUGUCUGGCUCAGCAUUUGCUUCCAGCUCGCGUUGCUUGACCUUGAGCUCCUCGAUAGCUACGUCUCGGUUCUGUAGCAUCACCUCCUUGUCUCGGAGGUCAGAUUUUAGUUGUUUGAUAAUCUGUUGACCUUCGGGAUCAUUUUUCGCGAUCUCAAGCUUGUUACGGAGACUGAGCAGCUCCAUGUUCAGUUUGUCGACCUCUUUUUGUGUGACUACCGCUAUGUUGCGGUAUUCCUGUAUCGAACUUUCCGACGCGCGAUAGACUUCGCCUCUGUGCCUUUUCAUAUUUUUCUCGAGCUCUUUAUUGUGGUCUUUGAGCUUGUUGAUCGUUUCCACUUUGGACUUCAUUUCUUCAACGUAGUUCGUACACUCCUCUUUGUGACUUUGACGAGCGGCUGUGAACUCUUUCAGAAAUUUAUCUGCAUCCUCUCGGGCGCUAAUAAUCCUGGCCUCCGAUAUUGUGAUACGCUCUUUGAUUUCGCGUUCUAGCGUCCAUAGCUUUUUGGCUUGAAAUAGAACGGUUUCGAUAUUGCUCUGAAGCGC
This is a messenger RNA of Periconia digitata, 1404 nucleotides long. NCBI's taxonomy places the organism in Eukaryota, Fungi, Ascomycota, Dothideomycetes, Pleosporales, Periconiaceae. The record is from the annotation of a GenBank genome assembly.